Messenger RNA from Conger conger (European conger), 1413 nucleotides. RefSeq names its product GTPase IMAP family member 7-like. Gene Ontology annotation, molecular function: GTP binding. The record is from RefSeq and is a predicted model, not a curated record. Bases 1 to 1413 code for a protein of 470 amino acids. The transcript has 4 exons. NCBI's taxonomy places the organism in Eukaryota, Metazoa, Chordata, Actinopteri, Anguilliformes, Congridae.
AUGGUGGAGGAGAAUGAAGGUUUCAUCAGCUGUGAGAUAUUCCAGGAGCCAGAAUCAGCUGCACUUGGAGGGAUGGAGGGCUCCCCGAUGGGGACUCAACAGAAGAUGGAAAGGAAGCAGAAGCCACAGGAAAUGAAAGGUGUUGAGGGUAAAGAUCCAAGCUCUGACUGUGUGAGGAUUGUGCUCGUGGGGAAGACAGGAAAUGGGAAAAGUGCCACAGGAAACACCAUACUGCAGAGGGUGCUGUUCACGUCUGAGCCCAGUUCAAAAUCAGUGACUACCUGCUGUCAGAAAGGAGUAGGGGAAGUAGCUGGCAGGCAUGUUUCUGUUGUUGACACACCGGGUGUCUUUGACACAAAAGUGUCUAAUGAGGUGGUCCAGCAGGAAAUAGCCAAUUGCAUCUCCUAUUUGGCCCCAGGACCUCAUGUGUUUCUCCUGGUGCUACAGAUUGGGAGAUUCACAAAGGAGGAGAAGGACACAUUGCAGCUCAUUAAGAGUACCUUUGGUAAAAAGGCUGAAAUGUUCACCAUGGUUCUGUUCACAAGAGGGGAUGAUCUUAAUAAUAAACCAAUUGAAAGUUUCAUUGAAGAAGGUGAUGCUACAAUCCAGAAUCUGAUUAAAAGCUGUGGAAACAGGUUUCAUGUUUUCAAUAAUAAAGACAAGAGCAACUUCACCCAAGUCUCUGAGCUGCUGGAUAAGAUAGACAAGAUGGUGCUGAAGAACGGAGGAGGCUGCUACACCAAUGUGAUGUUCCAGGAGGCAGAAAUCACCAUAAAGAAAGAAUGUGAGAGAAUACUGAGAGAGAGAGAGGGAGAGAUGCAGAGAGAGAGAGAGAAGCUGCAGGCAAAACAUGAAGAGGAGAUGAAAGAGAUGAAGAAAAAAGAAGAGCAAGAAAGAAAAGAGUGGGAUGAGAAACAAAAGAAAAUGAGGGAUGAGUUUGAAAGAGAAAGAGAACAAGAAAGACAAAAGAGAGAAAAAGAAAGGAGAGAUCAAGAGGAAAUAAUGGAGAGGAAUCUUGAAGAAAAGAAAAGACAGCUGACAAAACAACAAGAGGAAUGGGACAAGGAACGAAAAGAGGAGAGAGAGAGACGAUAUAAAGAGGAGGAACAGAGAAGAGAGGAGGAGAGAAAAAGGCUGGCAAAGCUGCAGGAGGAAUUUGAGAGGGAGCGAGAAGAAGAGAGACAGAAGAGAAAGAAGGAGGAUCAGGCCAGCAGAGCAAGAGAAGAAAAAGAACGUAAGGAAAUGGAGGAAGACCACAAAACAAAAAUGAAUGAAAUGAAGAGGAAAUAUGAAGAAGAUGCUAGAAAACAAGCAGAGGAAUUUAAUGACUUCAAGGAGAUGUACAAAAAAGAGUUUUUGGCCUUAAGUGAAAAACAUGAACAAGAGAACAAGUCGUGUGCCAACACAGUCUGA